AUGGAGCGCUCGCAGAGCCGCCUCAGCCUGUCCGCCUCCUUCGAGGCGCUCGCCAUCUACUUCCCGUGCAUGAACUCCUUCGACGACGAGGACGCGGGGGACAGCCGGAGGUUGAAGGGGGCCAUCCAGAGGAGCACGGAGACCGGCCUGGCAGUGGAGAUGCCCAGCCGGACCCUGCGCCAGGCCAGCCACGAGUCCAUCGAGGACAGCAUGAACAGCUACGGCUCCGAGGGCAACCUUAACUACGGGGGAGUCUGUCUGGCAUCGGAUGCCCAGUUCAGUGACUUCCUGGGCAGCAUGGGGCCGGCACAGUUUGUGGGCCGCCAGACCCUGGCCACCACGCCGAUGGGGGACGUGGAGAUCGGCUUGCAGGAGCGGAACGGUCAGCUGGAAGUGGACAUCAUCCAGGCUCGGGGUCUGACGGCCAAGCCAGGCUCCAAGACACUGCCAGCGGCCUACAUCAAGGCCUACCUGCUGGAGAACGGCAUCUGCAUUGCCAAGAAGAAGACCAAAGUCGCUCGCAAGUCGCUGGACCCACUAUAUAACCAGGUGCUGCUGUUUCCUGAGAGUCCCCAGGGCAAAGUCCUGCAGGUGAUCGUGUGGGGGAACUACGGGCGGAUGGAGCGGAAGCAGUUCAUGGGCGUGGCCCGCGUGCUGCUGGAGGAGCUGGACUUGACCACCCUGGCCGUGGGCUGGUACAAGCUCUUCCCCACCUCCUCCAUGGUGGACCCAGCCACGGGCCCCCUGCUCCGGCAGGCGUCCCAGCUGUCCCUCGAGAGCACCGUGGGGCCCUGCGGCGAGCGAUCUUAG
Molecule: messenger RNA, 810 nt
Organism: Budorcas taxicolor (takin)
Lineage: Eukaryota; Metazoa; Chordata; Mammalia; Artiodactyla; Bovidae
Gene: RIMS4
Product: regulating synaptic membrane exocytosis 4
Exons: 6
Coding region: 1-810 (269 amino acids)
Biological process (GO): calcium ion-regulated exocytosis of neurotransmitter; positive regulation of synaptic transmission; regulation of synaptic plasticity
Cellular component (GO): presynaptic membrane; cytoskeleton of presynaptic active zone
Molecular function (GO): transmembrane transporter binding; small GTPase binding
Source: RefSeq, a predicted model, not a curated record